Molecule: messenger RNA, 2511 nt
Organism: Tilletiopsis washingtonensis
Lineage: Eukaryota; Fungi; Basidiomycota; Exobasidiomycetes; Entylomatales
Exons: 3
Coding region: 115-2481 (788 amino acids)
Molecular function (GO): zinc ion binding; nucleic acid binding
Source: RefSeq, a predicted model, not a curated record
GCUCCACUUCCUUCCUGCCGGCACCGCUCUCGCCCCCUCCGCCGUCGGUCCGCACUGCGGCUCACCUGGGAGAUGACCAGGCGGAAGGUGAAUCCCAGCAUCCCGCCGCAUUCCAUGUCGCGGCGCUCCGCCCCGGCAGACUCCACCGAGCCCACCUUCGCCGAAGGCUUCAUCAAUCACAAGGUCGUGUCCAAGGCCGAGCGCCGCGCCAUCCACGAGGCAGCGGAGAAGGCGGCGCAGGAGAAGAAGGCCGCCAAGAAAGCUGCAAACCAGGCCAAGAUAGACGCAGCUGCGCAGGCGAAAGAGCAGCGCAAGGCGGCAGCAGCCAGAAAAGCCGAGCGAAAGGCGCGCCACGAGGCCGAGGUCAAGGCGGCCCAGGAGCGCAAGGCCGCGAAGCAGGCUGCGGCACCAGCAGGGCCGGCAGCAGCGGGUGCCAAGAAGAAGAGCAAGCAGAUCGUCGAUACGGCUGAGGGAGAGCGGUCGCGCGAGGAGCGAUACCGCGCCCAGCAGGCCCAGCACCGCGCGCCCGCGCCCAAACUGCCGAUGCCCAGGAAAGAGGCCAGCUCUGCACCUCGCGCAGCCAUGAAGGCCGAGUCAGCAUCACGCAAGGCCGACGAGGUGCCUCGCUUCGACGCCGCAUUCACCUUUCCAGACGAUGCCGGUCCGAGCGCCGCUGGCCCGUCGAGCUCUGCGCGCGUUGCUGCGCCGAAGGAGGAAGAGGCUGAGGAGGAGGAGGGCGAGUGGAUGGGCGAUGCCUCCUUCACCCUCGACGCGGCGCCGUCGCAGCCGUUCGGCCUCGAGGCGCUCGCCAAGCCCGUCGUGCGCGCGCCGUCGCCGCUGCGCCAGGAGCAGCAGGUGAACGGCCUGCUGCUGCCGGGACACGUGCAGAUCGAUGCGCCGGCGGCGUCGCCUGAGCGCACGGCAGCGCAGGAGGAAGAGGCGCGCAAGGACGACUUGGCUGCGCAGGGCGAGCUGGGCGACUAUGCGCAGCUGGACGACACGUCGGGCAAGGGCCGCUACUACGAUGCAGAGGAGAAGGCGGAGCGCCUGGCGCGCGAGGAGUGUCCUGUCUGUGGCGAGCUUGGGCACGACAAGAAGGGCUGCACGCACUCGCAGUGCCUCGCUUGCGGAGCGCUGGACGAGCACUCGACGCGCGACUGCCCGCUCGGCGUCGUCUGCUUCCGCUGCGGCAACACUGGCCAUCGCUCGCAGAACUGUCCCGUGCCGCGGCGGCAUGGCGGCUACCAGUCCUCGUGCGCGCGUUGCGGCUCGCCGCGCCACGUGGAGAAGAACUGCCCGACGCUGUGGCGCAUCUACGCGUUCAGCACGAACGGCGAGUGGCGGCGCUUCCGCCGGCGCAAGGCGAUGGGUGCGGAUGAGAGCGAUGGCAAUGCGUCGGGCAGCGACAUGGCAGUGUCGAGUGGCGAGGAUGAUGCGGCGCGGAAGAAGCGCGAGCGCAGCCCGGCGCGCGACUGGGACCCAGCGGUGCUGUGGUGCUACAAUUGCGCGGCUGCCGGCUCUCACUGGGGCGAUGACUGCCCGCUGCCGCGCUGCAACCCGACGCGCUCGUCUGGCGACCCGUCGACGUUCAGCGACUUCCUGUCGCGCUCCGGGCCAUUUGGCCAGUACCUGCCCGACGCACCGGAUCCGUGGGAGACGUCGUAUGGCGACAGUCGCGGCGCAGGCGGCUCCCGCCAGAGCCACCACAUGCCGGCGUCGCGGGCCGGUGCUGGCAUCGAGUUUUCGGUCGGGCCCGGCGCAUCGAUGCAUUUGGCCGCAGACCCGAGCCGCGGCGCUGCACAGACGGUCGACGACCUCUUCGCCGGCAUUCGUCCUGCAGGCCGAGGCCACAGCCGCGCGCGACGCCAGCCCGACCACGGCAGCUCGCGCACAAGCUCGCGCGACGAGCAGGCGUCGAAGCGUCGUCGGCAUGAGGAGGCUGAGCGCGACGAGGAGCCUGACUGGUUCGACCGCCACUCGGCGCCGUCUGGCAGCAAGGGCUCGCACGCCGGCCGGCAGGGGCAGUCGCUUGCCGAGCGGCUAGCCUCCGGGAGCAGUCCGCGCAACGGCGGCAGCAGCAGCAAGCGCCCUCGUCGCGACAUGGACUCCGACUCGGACUCUGACGACUCGCACUCGCGCUCCGGUCGCUCUGACCGCAAGGGCGGCAAGAAGAGCUCCAAGAACGAGCGCAUGCGGCAGCGCAAGGAGCAGAGCGAGCGCGACCGCGCCGCACACCAGGCUCGUGUGGCCGCUGGUGGCGGCAGCAGCGAGCGCAUCGACGAGGACGCGCGCCGCGAGCAGAGCCGCCGCGAUCGCGAGCGCAACCGCUUGGCCGAGGAGGCACGCUCUCGCCGCGCCGGCCAUGAGAACCGCUCGCGCGGCGAGCCCAGCUUCGGGCCGUACUCGCGCGACGACGGCGAGCGCCGUGCGCCGCAGAGCGACAGCCGGGGCUUCCGGCCGCAGUACAACGGUGGCUACUGAGGGGCGGAGCAAUGUAUCACGAUAACUGCG